Aegilops tauschii subsp. strangulata is the source of this 981-nucleotide messenger RNA. RefSeq lists its product as uncharacterized. The record is from RefSeq and is a predicted model, not a curated record. NCBI's taxonomy places the organism in Eukaryota, Viridiplantae, Streptophyta, Magnoliopsida, Poales, Poaceae. Gene Ontology annotation, molecular function: nucleic acid binding.
AUGGCAAAGACUACCUUAUUCAGGCGUUUGAAGGAGGGCAGACUCAGGCGGCAUUCUAAUGCCAUCAAAUCAACAUUGACAGAUGAAAACAAUAGGGCUAGGGUUAAGUUUUGUUUGUCCAUGUUUCAGCCACUAAGCAUCCCACAACAACCAACAUUUGAUGGAAUGCACAACGUCAUCCACAUAGAUGAGAAGUGGUUCUAUCGCACUCAGAAGAAUCAAAAAUUCUAUUUGGGUCUCAACGAGGAAGAUCCGAAGCGUACCACACAAAACAAGAAUUACAUUGAAAAAGUGAUGUUCCUUGCUGCGGUGGCGAGGCCUCGAUACGAUGAUGAUGGCAACAUGACAUUUGAUGGCAAGAUUGGCAUAUGGCCUUUUACAUUCCUAGAGGAGGCUAAGAGGGAUAGCAAGAACCGCGAUGCAGGAACAAUUGUUACUAAGGUGUUGCCGGCAGUGACAAGGAAAGUUAGCCAAGAUUACAUGGUGAACAAACUUCUUCCUGCCAUUAAGGAGAAGUGGCAUGUUUCGGACCGCGGUUAUCCUAUAAUCAUACAACAGGAUAAUGCCAAAACUCAUAUUCCCGUCAAUGAUCCUAUGUUUUGUGAAGCCGCAAUGGCAGAUGGAUGGAACAUUAGGUUGACGUGCGAACCACCUAAUUCUCCUGAUCUGAACAUAUUGAACCUAGGGUUUUUUGCAGCCCUGCAAGCUUUAUUUCAGAAGUUGUUCCCAGGUUCACUAGAUGACAUUGUUACCAAGGUGCUCCAAGCAUAUGGAGAGUACCCCCCUGAGAGGUGCAACCGCAUCUUCCUCACUUUGCAGUCCUGUAUGCGGGAGAUACUGAAACUUAAUGGCGGCCAACACUACAAGGUUCCACACAUGAGGAAGAUGGCCCUAGCAGGAGCUAGCCUUCUCCCAACUAGGUUACCAUGUGAUCCAGCAAUUGUAAAUGCCGCGAUCGAGUUCCUAAGUGCCACCAUCUAG